Messenger RNA from Drosophila gunungcola (fruit fly), 1336 nucleotides. RefSeq names its product breast cancer metastasis-suppressor 1 homolog (gene Brms1). The transcript is spliced from 3 exons. Gene Ontology annotation, biological process: negative regulation of transcription by RNA polymerase II. NCBI's taxonomy places the organism in Eukaryota, Metazoa, Arthropoda, Insecta, Diptera, Drosophilidae. Gene Ontology annotation, cellular component: Sin3-type complex. The record is from RefSeq and is a predicted model, not a curated record. Gene Ontology annotation, molecular function: histone deacetylase binding. The coding region runs from base 212 to 994 and encodes 260 amino acids.
CAGCGCUGCCCCACACUUUUUCGCUACAGCUCGCAAGAAAUCGUAGUUUUUCACAAAGUUUUCCCCACUUUUCCUACUCUUUAGAGUUGCAAAAUAAACAAAGCAAAACAAACAUAAGUGCUUGAGUCGGUGAGCACCUGCAGACCGUCACAGAAUCGGAAUCCCCGCAAGAAAGGCGUGCAGCGAGGAGAACCGCCAUAGCCCCGUCGAAAUGCCCGUGAAGAAUGGAGAGUCCGACGGCGAAGGCGACGUUUCUGGCGGAGAAUCGGAGCACUCGAACUCCAGCCAGGCACAUGACACCUCUGACGAAGAGGAGGCCAACGAAUGCGACUCCGAUGACUCCUCGGAGCUGGAUGCCAGCGAAAUCGAGCGACGGCGGGCGGAGCACAUCGAGGAUUUGUUGAGCCUGGAACGGCAGUUUAACGCCCUGAGGGAGCAGUACUACUUCGAGCGAAUCAAUCUCAUCGAACGACAGUUGGCCGAGGUGCGUUCCGGCCGUUCCGAGGAGUUUGUGCAGCCGCAAAAGGAGCUGGACAAGAUCUAUCGCACCAGGAUCGAGGUGGCGGAUGUGCUGCGCAAAUACCGCCUGCAGAACAUCGAGCACAAGUACCAGUCCGAGGAACAAGCGGCCGUCCAGCACUUUGAGAGCGAGAAGCACAUGGCGGUGGACAACCUGCGCGAGGAGCUGGUGGAGCGCAUCCGACGCCUGGAGGAGGACCGCCACAACGUGGACAUCUCGUGGGCCGACUGGGGCACCGACAAGCGGCAGAGCAAGGUGCGCGGGCCGGGGCGCAAGAAGGCGGUGACCGUCACCGGGCCGUAUGUGGUGUAUAUGCUGCGCGAGGAGGACAUCAUGGAGGACUGGACGAUCAUUCGCAAGGCCCUCAAGCGAUCCUCCUCGUCGGCCACCGCCGGCACAGUCACGCCCACGUCCGGCGUCACCGUGGGCGUUAGUCUGGCCGGGCUGCCGGCCAUGGCCGGAGCCAGCGGAUAGCGGUGGGGCGUGGCAGCUGCAUACGCCCGCCUGACGCGUACCUGACGGCCGCGGCCGAGGAACCAGCAGCAGCAGCAGCCGUUGACGUAGAUGUAGUUGCAGCGAUAUAAUAGCAGUAGCCGUAGCAGAGCUCCCCAGAGCCCGAACCAGACUUAUUCUAUGUGCUAAGUUGGCCCCUCCUUCCUCCUACUCCUUCCUCUAGAUUUUAGUCGUAGGGCCUUGCGCACCACUCUCAGAAUACAAAUCCCCCAUCCAGACGAUGUAAUUUAUGCUUAACGUUAAGAGCUUAAUAAAAACGAACUGCAGCCAAGUGGGUGUGCGGUCACAAAAAAUCAUAUAUAA